Messenger RNA from Effrenium voratum, 1263 nucleotides. The record is from the annotation of a GenBank genome assembly. Lineage: Eukaryota; Dinophyceae; Suessiales; Symbiodiniaceae.
AGUUUCUCGGCUUAUAUUAUAGGACGUGUAGCUAGCUCCAUUAGUGGCAGGUUGUGCCUGCGGGCGGUGGUCUUCAGGCCAUGUCUGCCUUACAGAAGAUCGCGGAGAUCGAGGCCGAAAUGGCCAGGACGCAGAAGAACAAAGCGACGAAUGCGCACUUGGGCUUGCUAAAGGCGAAGCUGGCCAAGCUGCGGGCCACCAUCGUCUCCGAGGGCACCAAGGGCUCCGGGGGCGGGGGCGGCCAGCAGGGCUUCGAGGUGUCAAAAACCGGAGACGCCCGAGUGGGCCUGAUCGGAUUUCCGUCCGUCGGCAAGUCCACCUUGCUGAACAAGAUGACCGGAAGCGCCAGCGAGGUGGCUUCCUACGAAUUCACAACCUUGACCUGUGUUCCUGGCGUCUUCAACUACAAGGGCGCCAAGAUUCAGCUCCUCGACCUGCCCGGAAUCAUCGAAGGCGCCAAGGACGGCAAAGGACGAGGAAAGCAGGUGAUUAGUGUCGCAUACAGCUGCAGCCUGAUUCUCAUCGUCUUGGAUGUCAUGAAGCCUAUCUUGCACAAGCGCAAGAUCGAGUACGAGCUCGAGGGCUUUGGGAUCCGGCUCAACAAGAAGCCGCCGAACAUCCUUUUCAAGAAGCGGGAGAAAGGUGGCAUUGCGCUGACUUUGGCUCCAGGCUGCGAGCUGAAGGACUGCGACGAGGACAGCAUUCAGCAGGUGCUCCGGGAGUACAGAAUAUCCAACGCGCAGGUCUCUAUCCGAUGCAAUGCCACUAUGGAUGACAUUAUCGAUACGCUGGAGGGCAACAGGAAGUAUUGCCCGGCAAUUUAUGUGAUGAACAAGAUUGAUCAGAUCACCAUUGAAGAGCUCGAUAUCAUUGCCGAGGUUCCUCAUCAUGUGCCCAUUUGUGCACACCAUGAGUGGAACCUGGAUGGUCUCGUGGAGAUGGUCUGGAAGUACAUGAGUCUGCUGAGGAUAUAUACCAAGCCCCGCGGGCAGAUCCCGGACUACACAGCUCCGGUGAUUUUGCCGGCGGAGAAAAACAAGAUCGAGGAUUUCUGUAUCAGAAUCCACAAGUCCCUCCUAGCACAGUUCAAAGUGGCUAUGGUGUGGGGCAUGUCUGUGAAGCACAAUCCUCAAAGAUGCGGGAAAGACCACGAACUCAUGGAUGAGGACGUUGUUCAAAUCAUCAAGAAGGUCGGGUGAGAUGCAUCACACGUUUCACAGUCUGAGACUUAGGGGAGACUGCUCGUUGUCUCUUCAUCUGCAA